GCGCCUGGCUCCCUGAUGCGCUCUUUGCUCUCCAGGCACUGCUGGGUCUGCUUCGCCACAGAGCACGAGGACCGGGCUGCCGAGUGGGUCUGCCCCUGCCGCUGCAAAGGCUCCACCAAAUGGAUCCACCAGGCCUGCCUGCAGCGCUGGCUGGACGAGAAGCAGAAGGGCAACAGCACGGGCAGCGUGAGCUGCCCGCAGUGUGGCACUGAGUACCGCAUCGUCUUCCCCAAGCUGGGGCCCCUGGUGUAUUUCCUCCACCAGGUGGACCAGAUCCUGUCCAGAGCCAGCCCCUUCGCCAUGGCCGGCAUCGUGGUGGGGACGGUGUACUGGUCGGCUGUCACCUAUGGGGCCGUCACGGUGAUGCAGGUGGUCGGCCAUAAGAAGGGGCUGGAUGUGAUGGAGCGGGCAGACCCCCUCUUCCUGCUCAUGGGACUGCCCACCAUCCCCGUCAUGCUGGUACUGGGUAGGCUGAUCCGCUGGGAGGACUACGUGCUGCGUGUCUGGCGGAAGUACUCCAGCAAGCUGCAGGCCCUGCAGGCCCUGGUGCCAGGGAUUGGGCGCCCAGUGCCCCCGGGGCCGCUGGCCGAGUCUCGCCCCCAGAGCGACCACCCGUCCCUCUCACGAACGCUGUGCGGGGCCCUGGUGUUCCCCACCGUCGCCAGCCUGGUGGGCAGGCUCCUCUUCCGGCGGGUGGACUCCAGCCUGCAGCGCACCAUCCUGGGCGGCAUCACCUUUGUGGCCAUCAAGGGGGUGCUCAAAGUCUACUUCAGACAGCAGCAGUACCUGCUCCAGGCCAACCGGCGCAUCCUUGACUACCUGGAGCCAGGCCCCACGCCCCUGGACGAGGACAGCAGCACCGAGGGCAACCUCAGCUAGGCCUGGAGCCUGGCCCCUGCUCACAGCUCCUUGGCCUGUCGGGCCGUGCCCUGCAGUCACAGCCUGGGGACAGAGCCCUGCCCUGAGUCCCCCCAUGGGAGGCUGUCUCCUGGCCCUGGCCCUGCCCCCUUUAUAAAUAGCCACUGGAAAUACAAACCUUGUUUGAACAGC
Chelonoidis abingdonii (Abingdon island giant tortoise) is the source of this 1050-nucleotide messenger RNA. RefSeq names its product E3 ubiquitin-protein ligase MARCHF5-like. NCBI's taxonomy places the organism in Eukaryota, Metazoa, Chordata, Testudines, Testudinidae. The record is from RefSeq and is a predicted model, not a curated record. Gene Ontology annotation, molecular function: zinc ion binding.